This is a messenger RNA of Myotis myotis, 825 nucleotides long. It is a transcript of the gene EEF1B2, whose product is annotated as eukaryotic translation elongation factor 1 beta 2. The transcript has 6 exons. Lineage: Eukaryota; Metazoa; Chordata; Mammalia; Chiroptera; Vespertilionidae. The coding region runs from base 100 to 780 and encodes 226 amino acids. Gene Ontology annotation, cellular component: eukaryotic translation elongation factor 1 complex; cytosol. Gene Ontology annotation, molecular function: guanyl-nucleotide exchange factor activity; translation elongation factor activity. Gene Ontology annotation, biological process: translational elongation. The record is from RefSeq and is a predicted model, not a curated record.
CGGCUUUUGGCGGCCCUUUUUCCCCUCUUAGCGCUCGCUGGCCGUAGCCCGCGUCCCGCUUCCCUCUGCUGCCGCCCAGCUCCCGGGUCAGCCGACGCCAUGGGCUUUGGAGACCUCAGAAGCCCGUCCGGCCUCCAGGUGCUCAACAACUACCUGGCGGACAAGAGCUACAUCGAGGGGUACGUGCCGUCCCAGGCAGACGUGGCCGUGUUCGAAGCCGUGUCCGGCCCGCCGCCCGCCGACCUGUGCCAUGCGCUGCGCUGGUACAAUCACAUCAAGUCCUACGAGAAGGAGAAGGCCAGCCUGCCUGGAGUGAAGAAAGCUUUGGGCAAGUACGGCCCUGCUAACGUGGAAGACACCACGGGAAGCGGAGCUGCCGACAGCAAAGACGACGAUGACGACAUUGACCUCUUCGGGUCUGACGACGAGGAGGAAAGCGAAGAAGCAAAGAGGCUAAGAGAAGAACGCCUUGCACAGUAUGAAUCAAAGAAAGCCAAAAAACCUGCACUUGUUGCCAAGUCUUCCAUCUUAUUAGAUGUGAAACCUUGGGAUGAUGAGACGGACAUGGCAAAACUAGAGGAGUGUGUCAGGAGCAUUCAGGCAGACGGCCUUGUCUGGGGCUCUUCUAAACUGGUUCCAGUGGGGUAUGGAAUUAAAAAGCUUCAAAUACAGUGUGUAGUGGAAGACGAUAAAGUUGGAACAGACAUGCUGGAGGAGCAGAUCACUGCUUUUGAGGACUAUGUGCAGUCCAUGGACGUGGCUGCUUUCAACAAGAUCUAAAAUCCAUCCUGAAUCCGUGCCCUUAAAUAAAAGCUUGAAAGAGAA